GUGAUGCCCCCCAGCAUCAUGGUCGCCGGGAUCUACUGCGCGGUGGUGGCCGUCUUCUUCACGACGGUGAAAACAGUCAACUACCGUCUCCACACCAUGUUCGACCAGGGGGAGAUCGUGGAAAAAAAUUCGGCGCUGGUCGAAUCUGGCAAGGCCGACGAGAGAGCAGCUGCUGACGACGACAAUUUGACCAGGGACCCCGGAGGCGUCGAGAUGACCGUGUUCCGUAAAGUGAGCUCCACCCCGCCGGUGAGAUGCAGUUCGCAGCAUUCUGUCUUCGGCUUCAACCAAGUCAUGGAUCUGCUGCCCCACUUGGAAGAUGGAGGCCCUGUCCGAGAUAUCAAGGAGCUCGUCCGAGAACAGGGAAGCAACAACGUCAUCGUGACGGCCGCUGACCGAGACAUGCUCCAGUGCUGCUCCCCAGAGAGUCGCG
Molecule: messenger RNA, 433 nt
Organism: Notechis scutatus (mainland tiger snake)
Lineage: Eukaryota; Metazoa; Chordata; Lepidosauria; Squamata; Elapidae
Source: RefSeq, a predicted model, not a curated record